AGAGACGGAACGUUACAAAACAUCUCGGCGACCUCCAAGUUGACUAUAUAUACUAGCCCAACGCCGCAGACACCACCAAAGGUAUCUGUACAUUUUUAACUUCACCACCAACACUCCAACAAACAAACACCAAAAUGUACAAGAUCGCUCUUGCCCUCUUCGCCCUCGUCGCCGCCGCCUCCGCCGGCUACGUAGCCCCCUACAGCUACCCAGCCUACCCAGCGGCCCCAGCUUACGGGUAUGCAGCACCCUACAGCUACGCCCACGCCCCCGUGGCCGCCCCAGUCGUCUACAAGGCCCCCGUCGUCGCCCACGCUCCCGUCGUAGCCCACGCCCCAGUCGCUGUUGCCCACGCUCCAGUCGCCACCUCAUACGCCAACACCUACAAGGUCUCAGUUAAGGCCCCAGUCGCCUACGCUGCCCCCGCCUACGGCUACGCCGCCCCCGCCUACCACGCCCCCGCCUACGCUCCAGUAGUCAAGACCUACGCCGCCCCCGCCUACGCCCCAUACGCCGCCGCCCCCGUGUACGCUCACGGAUACUCCAGCUACUACCACUAAGCUAGUCGCCUGAGAGCCACCAACACUGCCAUCAACCACUCCCCUCAACUUCUUUUCCUUGAAAAUCUCACUUUUUAAAUUAAUUUAAUUUAUUCUCAGCCAUUAGUGUAAAUAAUUUGCUCAAGUUUCACAAUGAAAACCAAGUCAUGUAAAGUAUCAUGUUUUAUUAACAUGUGAAGAAUAAAACAACCUGCCAUCGAA
Molecule: messenger RNA, 761 nt
Organism: Bemisia tabaci
Lineage: Eukaryota; Metazoa; Arthropoda; Insecta; Hemiptera; Aleyrodidae
Source: RefSeq, a predicted model, not a curated record